Molecule: messenger RNA, 1939 nt
Organism: Myotis davidii
Lineage: Eukaryota; Metazoa; Chordata; Mammalia; Chiroptera; Vespertilionidae
Product: serine/threonine-protein kinase D2
Exons: 16
Coding region: 116-1939 (607 amino acids)
Biological process (GO): protein phosphorylation
Molecular function (GO): ATP binding; protein serine/threonine kinase activity
Source: RefSeq, a predicted model, not a curated record
CCCGCCCUCCCCGCUGCCUGCAGCUUCGGCCACCUUCGAGGACUUCCAGAUCCGCCCGCACGCACUCACGGUGCACUCCUACCGAGCGCCCGCCUUCUGCGACCACUGCGGGGAGAUGCUCUUCGGGCUGGUGCGGCAGGGCCUCAAGUGUGAUGGCUGCGGACUGAACUACCACAAGCGCUGUGCCUUCAGCAUCCCCAACAACUGCAGCGGGGCCCGCAAGCGGCGCCUGUCAUCCACGUCUCUGGCCAGCGGCCAUUCGCUGCGCCUCAUCUUCCCUCGCCCUCCCACCUCCUUAUCCUCUGUCCUCCUCUCAGACUGCAAGUUUAACUGCCACAAACGCUGCGCCACCCGCGUCCCCAACGACUGCCUGGGAGAGGCGCUCAUCAAUGGAGAUGUGCCGAUGGAGGAGGCCACCGAUUUCAGCGAGGCUGACAAGAGCGCCCUGAUGGAUGAGUCCGACGACUCCGGGAUCAUCCCAGGCUCCCACUCGGAAAAUGCCCUCCACGCCAGUGAGGAGGAGGAGGCCGAGGGAGGCAAGGCCCAGAGCUCCCUAGGGUACAUCCCCCUGAUGAGGGUGGUGCAGUCAGUGCGACACACGACUCGGAAAUCCAGCAGCACGCUGCACGAGGGCUGGGUGGUUCAUUACAGCAACAAGGACACGCUGAGGAAGCGGCACUAUUGGCGCCUGGACAGCAAGUGCAUCACACUCUUCCAGAACAACACGACCAACAGAUACUACAAGGAAAUCCCGCUGUCGGAGAUCCUCACCGUGGAGCCCGCCCAGAACUUCAGCCUCGUGCCCCCAGGCACCAACCCACACUGCUUCGAGAUCGUCACUGCCAAUGCCACCUACUUCGUGGGCGAGACGCCGGGCGGGGCCCCAGGAGGGCCCAGUGGACAGGGGGCCGAGGCUGCCCGGGCCUGGGAAACGGCCAUCCGCCAGGCCCUGAUGCCCGUCAUCCUCCAGGAUGCGCCCAGCGCCCCAGGCCACGUGCCCCACAGACAAGCUUCUCUGAGCAUCUCCGUGUCUAACAGUCAGAUCCAAGAGAAUGUGGACAUCGCCACUGUCUACCAGAUCUUCCCAGACGAGGUACUGGGCUCGGGGCAAUUCGGAGUGGUCUAUGGCGGAAAGCACCGGAAGACCGGCCGGGACGUGGCGGUCAAGGUCAUCGACAAGCUGCGCUUCCCCACCAAGCAGGAGAGCCAGCUCCGGAACGAAGUGGCCAUUCUGCAGAGCCUGCGGCACCCGGGGAUCGUGAACCUGGAGUGCAUGUUCGAGACGCCCGAGAAGGUGUUCGUGGUGAUGGAGAAGCUGCAUGGGGACAUGUUGGAGAUGAUCCUCUCCAGCGAGAAGGGCCGGCUGCCCGAGCGCCUCACCAAGUUCCUCAUCACCCAGAUCCUGGUGGCUUUGAGACACCUGCACUUCAAGAACAUUGUCCACUGUGACCUGAAACCAGAAAACGUGUUGCUGGCGUCAGCCGACCCGUUUCCCCAGGUGAAGCUGUGCGACUUCGGCUUCGCGCGCAUCAUCGGCGAGAAGUCCUUCCGGCGCUCGGUGGUGGGCACGCCCGCCUACCUGGCGCCCGAGGUGCUGCUCAACCAGGGCUACAACCGCUCGCUGGACAUGUGGUCCGUGGGCGUGAUCAUGUACGUCAGCCUCAGCGGGACGUUCCCCUUCAACGAGGAUGAGGACAUCAACGACCAGAUCCAGAACGCGGCCUUCAUGUACCCGGCGUGUCCCUGGAGCCACAUCUCAGCGGGAGCCAUAGACCUCAUCAACAACCUGCUGCAGGUGAAGAUGCGCAAGCGCUACAGCGUGGACAAGUCUCUCAGCCACCCGUGGUUACAGGAGUACCAGACCUGGCUGGACCUCCGAGAGCUGGAGGGGAAGAUGGGCGAGCGGUACAUCACAUUCUCUGAAUUUCGCAAGUCUUGA